AUCGUGUAUAGUCCAAUUUGACUCUAUUACUAACAUAAGAAAGCCCUUCGCCUGGAUUUAAGUCCUUAUUUUGUGCAGUACCGAGUUCCAUUAUUAGCCGGUUUAGCCGCUAGCUAGCUAGCUAUUAGCAAGCACCUUUCACAGCCACUACUUUCGGCCUCACUCGUAACAUGUACACAUGCCGCUCACUAGAAACGAGCUCUUUUAAACACUGCGGUCUUGGUAAAGGUAAAAAUAAAAUGUAAAGAAUUCCUAACACGAAGUAAGGAUGAGUCUAAGAAAACAGACACCCAGUGAUUUCUUGAAGCAGAUCAUCGGCAGGCCGGUGGUGGUCAAGCUGAACUCGGGUGUCGACUACCGAGGUGUCCUGGCCUGUCUGGAUGGUUACAUGAACAUCGCCAUCGAGCAGACAGAGGAGUAUGUCAAUGGACAGCUCAAGAACAAAUAUGGGGAUGCAUUUCUACGAGGAAACAACGUUCUGUAUAUCAGCACACAGAAGAGGAAAGUCUAGCCCAUCGACUUUUUUUUUUUCUUCUUCUUUUGGUUCUUGUGAAGAUAUUGUGUUUGAUGAAUCUUCAAUACUGAGCAUUUUUUUUGUAAAAGUGAAAGUUGCUAAUAAAUCCUCCUGAGUUUUGACUUAGA
Doryrhamphus excisus (bluestripe pipefish) is the source of this 642-nucleotide messenger RNA. Lineage: Eukaryota; Metazoa; Chordata; Actinopteri; Syngnathiformes; Syngnathidae. The record is from RefSeq and is a predicted model, not a curated record.